Parnassius mnemosyne (clouded apollo) is the source of this 687-nucleotide messenger RNA. Lineage: Eukaryota; Metazoa; Arthropoda; Insecta; Lepidoptera; Papilionidae. The record is from the annotation of a GenBank genome assembly.
AUGCGAGAAGGAAAAAUUGACAAGCUUAAGAGCAUGUAUCUGAUCGGUUUACCCAUUAAAGAAUUUGAAAUAAUUGAUUUCUUCCUUGGAGCUUCUUCGAGCGAUGAAGUUCUUAAGAUUAUGCCUGUACAGAAACAAACGCGUGCAAGACAACCCACGUGCCUUAAAGCGUUUGUAGCCAUUAGAGACAACAAUGGACAUAUUGGGAUUUGUGUUAAAUAUAGCAAGGACUUCCUUGCUACAUUUAACACAAGUCCCAAGCCACUGCCAUCAGAGGAUAUUAUACUUCCUAAAUUAUCAGUGCUCCCUGUCCGUAGAGGAUACUGGGGUAGUAAAAUUGGAAAACCUCACACUGUGCCGUGCACGGUCACUGGAAAAUGUGGAUCAGUAACUGUAACAAGUGCAGGUAUCAUCACCCCGUGGUAUCUGCUCCAGUUCCUACAAAAGCUACUCCAGACGGCUGGUGUUAAAGAUUGUUACACUUCUGCUCGCGGAGCAACUGGUACAUUGGGCGAUUUCGCUAAAGCAACCUAUGCUACAAUAUCUAAGAUCUAUGCCUACUUGUCACCAGACUUAUGGCGGGACAUCCCAUUGACUAAGCCACCAUAUUGUGAAUUUAAAGUCCAAAAGUAUAACAAAAUAAAAGCAGCAAGAUUCCACACUAAAUUAUGCUAUGGAAAUAACUAA